AUGCCUGCCUUCCGUCAAGUGGGGGAGAAGCAGCUCCCCAACCCUGUUCUGUGUAUGGCAUGGUCUCCAAAGAGGGAUCUCAUUGCCCUCGCGAACACUGCUGGCGAGGUAGGGAAAGAAACACACCCACAUACAGUGGGGAGAACAAGUAUUUGAUACACUGCCGAUUUUGCAGGUUUCCCUACUUACAAAGCAUGUAGAGGUCUGUAAUUUUUAUCAUAGGUACACUUCAACUGUGAGAGACGGAAUCUAAAACAAAAAUCCAGAAAAUCACAUUGUAUGAUUUUUAAGUAAUUAAUUAGCAUUUUAUUGCAUGACAUAAGUAUUUGAUACAUCAGAAAAGCAGAACUUAAUAUUUGGUACAGAAACCUUUGUUUGCAGUUACAGAGAUCAUACGUUUCCUGUAGGUCUUGACCAGGUUUGCACACACUGCAGCAGGGAUUUUGGCCCACUCCUCCAUACAGACCUUCUCCAGAUCCUUCAGGUUUCGUGGCUGUCGCUGGGCAAUACGGACUUUCAGCUCCCUCCAAAGAUUUUCUAUUGGGUUCAGGUCUGGAGACUGGCUAGGCCACUCCAGGACCUUGAGAUGCUUCUUACGGAGCCACUCCUUAGUUGCCCUGGCUGUGUGUUUCGGGUCGUUGUCAUGCUGGAAGACCCAGCCACGACCCAUCUUCAAUGCUCUUACUGAGGGAAGGAGGUUGUUGGCCAAGAUCUCGCGAUACAUGGCCCCAUCCAUCCUCCCCUCAAUAAGGUGCAGUCGUCCUGUCCCCUUUGCAGAAAAGCAUCCCCAAAGAAUGAUGUUUCCACCUCCAUGCUUCACGGUUGGGAUGGUGUUCUUGGGGUUGUACUCAUCCUUCUUCUUCCUCCAAACACGGCGAGUGGAGUUUAGACCAAAAAGCUCUAUUUUUGUCUCAUCAGACCACAUGACCUUCUCCCAUUCCUCCUCUGGAUCAUCCAGAUGGUCAUUGGCAAACUUCAGAUGGGCCUGGACAUGCACUGGCUUGAGCAGGGGGACCUUGCGUGCGCUGCAGGAUUUUAAUCCAUGACGGCGUAGUGUGUUACUAAUGGUUUUCUUUGAGACUGUGGUCCCAGCUUUCUUCAGGUCAUUGACCAGGUCCUGCCGUGUAGUUCUGGGCUGAUCCCUCACCUUCCUCAUGAUCAUUGAUGCCCCACGAGGUGAGAUCUUGCAUGGAGCCCCAGACCGAGGGUGAUUGACUGUCAUCUUGAACUUCUUCCAUUUUCUAAUAAUUGCGCCAACAGUUGUUGCCUUCUCACCAAGCUGCUUGCCUAUUGUCCUGUAGCCCAUCCCAGCCUUGUGCAGGUCUACAAUUGUAUCCCUGAUGUCCUUACACAGCUCUCUGGUCUUGGCCAUUGUGGAGAGGUUGGAGUCUGUUUGAUUGAGUGUGUGGACAGGUGUCUUUUAUACAGGUAACGAGUUCAAACAGGUGCAGUUAAUACAGGUAAUGAGUGGAGAACAGGAGGGCUUCUUAAAGAAAAACUAACAGGUCUGUGAGAGCCGGAAUUCUUACUGGUUGGUAGGUGAUCAAAUACUUAUGUCAUGCAAUAAAAUGCAAAUUAAUUACUUAAAAAUCAUACAAUGUGAUUUUCUGGAUUUUUGUUUUAGAUUCCGUCUCUCAAAGUUGAAGUGUACCUAUGAUAAAAAUUACAGACCUCUACAUGCUUUGUAAGUAGGAAAACCUGCAAAAUCGGCAGUGUAUCAAAUACUUGUUCUCCCCACUGUAUGUUUCAUACCCAGAUUAAUGCCAGAUCACAUUUGCUUAUAUUGGGAGUAAUUUCAUUAAUCUGUCUGUCAAUCGAUGUUUGUGUUGUAGCUGCUACUGCAUCGCCUUGCCAAUUUCCAGCGUGUUUGGAGCUUGCCACCCAAUGAGAAUACGGGAAAGGAGAUCACUGCGCUUGCUUGGAGACCUGAUGGCAAAAGUAAGAGAUGGCAAGAGAUGGACCUGAUUAUCUUAAAUUACUAAUCACAUUGGAAGCAUUGCAUAGUUACGUUACUUUACCACUGUUGCAACAAUAAACCAUACACUCAACACAACAUUAUUUACUACAUUUACAUUUCCAUUUUUAGCAGACGCUCUUAUCCAGAGCGACUUACAGUUAGUGCGUGCAUACAUUAUUUAUUUUUCAUACUGGCCCCCCGUGGGAACUACAGUGUGUCAGCCUCUGCAUUUGUUUCACUGCCUAUCUAAUGUGUGUCCUCUGUGCUGUGUUCAGUCCUGGCCUUUAGCCUUGGGGACACUAAGCUGGUGGUGCUAUGUGAUGCAGAGAAGGCAGAGAUCCUUCACCUGUUUUCAGUGGAGAACCCUGUGUCCUGCAUGCACUGGAUGGAGGUGCUGGAGGAGAGCAGGUCUGCAGGGGGGAGGAGUGGUUACACUAGACUUCUAUUUAAGUGUGUGUGAACGGUGUACUCAAAUAUUAACCUCCUGUCUUUUAGCGUCCUCAACUCAUUCUACACCUCUGAAGACGAGUCCAACCUUUUUCUUCCCAAGUUGCCAACUCUUCCCAAGAGGUAAACAUGUCUGUAUAAUGUCACUGACAACACAUCAAUCAUUUGACAUUUAUUCAAGUAAAAUACAUUUAGGAAAACUUGGUUCUUGGUUCUUGUGUUGACACAAACAGUAGAGCAUUUUUCUUGUUUUGUGCCAUCUGCCCCCUACUAAAGGAAUGUUUUGUUUCUUCUCAGCUACAGUACUACAUCAAAGAUAUUCAGGUAUGUUUAUAUAUCUUCAGCGACAGUGAUUCAUUUAAAUGAUAUUUCAGACAAUCUGUCUGCAUUAGAAAACAUGUGUUUUCAUAACCAACUCACUGUCUCGUAGUGAGGAGAAGUCAGACGAGAUCCUGAACCUGUUAGGAGAAGUGAGGUGUGUGCUGAAAGUUUCACAUGCUUUAUUAUUGAACAUUUUGUUAAAGCACAAUCUCAUUUACACAUACAAAUACUUACACAUCCGUCAAUUGUCUGCAGACUAAACAUCCUGGUUCUUGGUGGAGGUUCCGGCUUUGUGGAGCUGUAUGCCUAUGGGAUGUAUAAGAUCGCCACUUUACCAGGGGUAAGAUUGCACUCACACACUUAUGCACUGGUUCACUCACCCACUCUCUGCAGUGACUAUGAUGUAACCAACAGAUUAUCUUCGUCAGGUUCCUGGGACAUGUCGCAGCCUGUGUCUGUCCAGUGACCUGAAGUCCUUGUCUAUCAUCACAGAGAUCAGGUCAGCUGACAACGACCCAGAGAUCUGCUACAUCCAGGUAAUCAGUUAUGCCCACAUUUAAGUGAAAUGAAGCAUGUUUCUGACCCAUCAUGUCAUCUUCUAUGUUCUUCACUUAUUUGAGGUCUUUCUCUGUGUAUGUUUUUUGUCUCCUCCAGCUCGACACAGGGCUGCUGUCCGAAUGUCUCCCUGAGGUCACCAGGAUGGCACGCAAGUUCACCCACAUCUCCACUCUGCUGCAGGUCAGUGCCCUCCUUAUGUAACUAAUAUGACUAGAAGUCUCCUCAUAGUUCAUAUUUCCAUGGAGGUAUUUGAGGGCAUUCAUCAGACUAGUCUGGCUAUUGGUCUUUCUUUCUCUCUCUCCAACUUAUUCUGUCUCUCUCUGUAUCUUUCCUUCAGUACCUGCGUCUCUCUCUCACCUGUAUGUGUGAGGCUUGGGAGGAUAUCCUCAUGCAGAUGGACCUUCGGCUCACUAAGUUCGUUCAGGUCAGUGGUCACUGUUUAGGGCCCGGUUUCCCAAAAGCAUCUUAAGGCUAAGUUCAUCGUUAGAACCUUCGUAGGAGCAUCGAUAAAUAUCCGAGCUGUUUCCCAAAACCAUCGAUAUUAAAGUUGCGCAUGUAAAUGAACGGCUACCUCAGACCACUCGUAGAAUAGAUAAAUGCGUUGUUAGAUAUUUUUUGGCGCUUCCGCGUCACUUUAUACAGACGAGAUCUCCUCUAAAUACAAAAUCAAGAUGUUUAUCGCCAAUAACUUCAGAAUGAAUGUGAACACAAAUACAAAGGUGCCAAUGUUUUUGCAAUUGUUACAAACAAGCGAAGCAUAUAAAGAUGUUUCAAAUGAAAACCGAGAUGACUGAAUUAAAAGAUACAUACAGUAUAGGCUAUAGAGAACAAGUAUUUGAUACACUGCCGAUUUUGCAGGUUUUCCUACUUACAAAGCAUGUAGAGGUCUGUAAUUUUUAUCAUAGGUACACUUCAACUGUGAGAGACGGAAAAUCACAUUGUAUGAUUUUUAAGUAAUUGAUUUGCAUUUUAUUGCAUGACAUAAGUAUUUGAUACAUCAGAAAAGCAGAACUUAAUAUUUGGUACAGAAACCUUUGUUUGCAAUUACAGAGAUCAUACGUUUCCUGUAGGUCUUGACCAGGUUUGCACACACUGCAGCAGGGAUUUUGGCCCACUCCUCCAUACAGACCUUCUCCAGAUCCUUCAGGUUUCGGGGCUGUCGCUGGGCAAUACGGGCUUUCAGCUCCCUCCAAAGAGUUUAUAUUGGGUUCAGGUCUGGAGACUGGCUAGGCCACUCCAGGACCUUGAGAUGCUUCUUACGGAGCCACUCCUUAGUUGCCCUGGCUGUGUGUUUCGGGUCGUUGUCAUGCUGGAAGACCCAGCCACGACCCAUCUUCAAUGCUCUUACUGAGGGAAGGAGGUUGUUGGCCAAGAUCUCGCGAUACAUGGCCCCAUCCAUCCUCCCCUCAAUACGGUGCAGUCGUCCUGUCCCCUUUGCAGAAAAGCAUCCCAAAAUAAUGAUGUUUCCACCUCCAUGCUUCACGGUUGGGAUGGUGUUCUUGGGGUUGUACUCAUCCUUCUUCUUCCUCCAAACACGGCGAGUGGAGUUUAGACCAAAAAGCUCUAUUUUUGUCUCAUCAGACCACAUGACCUUCUCCCAUUCCUCCUCUGGAUCAUCCAGAUGGUCAUUGGCAAACUUCAGAAGGGCCUGGACAUGCGCUGGCUUGAGCAGGGGGACCUUGCGUGCGCUGCAGGAUUUUAAUCCAUGACGGCGUAGUGUGUUACUAAUGGUUUUCUUUGAGACUGUAGUCCCAGCUCUCUUCAGGUCAUUGACCAGGUCCUGCCGUGUAGUUCUGGGCUGAUCCCUCACCUUCCUCAUGAUCAUUGAUGCCCCACGAGGUGAGAUCUUGCAUGGAGCCCCAGACCGAGGGUGAUUGACCGUCAUCUUGAACUUCUUCCAUUUUUGUUUUAGAUUCCGUCUCUCAAAGUUUAAAUGUACCUAUGAUAAAAAUUACAGACCUCUACAUGCUUUGUAAGUAGGAAAACCUGCAAAAUCGGCAGUGUAUCAAAUACUUGUUCUCCCCACUGUAUGUCAAUGAUAUAGAAAUACAUUUCAUGUUCAUUCAAUUGAGUUCUAUUUUGCUAAUUGUAGGCUACUGUCUGUAAUUUUUGCCUCAAUAUAUUUCAUGAUGUGUAACGUGCGCACUGAUGUGCCAAAGAUUUAGUGCAUUAUUAUAGGGUAAACAUUAGAAUAAGCCUCCUCAAUAUUUGUAGCCAUAGGUGUUAAUCUCUCAUAGGAGCUGAUCCGUCGUCAGUAUUGUGGAAUCAUUCUAAUGUUAAGGUAAUAUUUGAAAGGGAGCGCUGAACGCUGAUCCCAGAGCAGCGCAGCCUUUCUUUCGAUCCUAUCAGUAUCGACACAUGCCUCAACGACGCACUUAGCGAAGGUUCUCUCUGCGUGGUCUUUUUGGAAACGCAUUACAUCUUCGGCCGUUAUAGGAAAGAUGCAUCAUUAAAACACUCGUAAGCCUAAGUUCUAUCAGGAAACCGGGCCCCGUUCAGUCUGCCUCCAGCCCAUUUUCCAAUAAUGACAGCACACCUAAAAGACUUGAUCUGAACCAAUUCCUGUUUUUAGGAGAAGAACACCAGCACACAAGUCCAGGAUGAGUUUCUGGAGCUUCUACUAUGGGGACAGUCGAGGUGAGAAAAGUGUUACUGUGAUCCAAUGACACUGUCCUCCACAGAACAUGCUUUCUAAUAAGUAAUAUAGUAUGUAGUUGUGAGCACUAAUGCAAAAAGAUGUUCAACAGGCCUUUCAUUUGUGAUGUAGUGCUUCAAAGGGUCCUGUAGGUGGCACUACAGGACAUAAACCUAAUCUGACAUGGAAAAAACUGAUUUUGAGAUGUCAAAAGUUUUUUUAUGUGCAGACUUUAACCGAAUUCUCUAUUUUUAACCAGCCCUGAACUACAGGCUCUCCUCAUGAAUCAGCUGACCGUCAAGGUGAGCUGAAUAAUAAAGUUGUUAAAAGAUUGAGUAUGAUUGUGGGUGGUCAUUUUGUAGCUUUGUAAGACUGAUGUGAUUUUUUUGUGUUUCAUAGGGGCUGAAGAAGCUGGGCCAGUCUAUAGAAACCUCUUACUCCAGCAUUCAGAAGCUGGUGAUCAGCCACCUGCAGAGGUAGCAACUCAACUGCCAUGAAUAAUUAUCUCUUCUCUUAUCGUGACCCAUAAUGCCCUUUUUCGGGACCAUACAAUGCAAAUGUCAAGAAAUUGAUUGUGAUACCAAUCCCCUCUUUUCCUCUCCUCUCUCCAGUGGUUCAGAGGCUCUGUUGUACCACCUCAGUGAGGUGAAGGGGAUGUCUCUAUGGAAACAGAAGUUCCAGCCUCUAGGCCUGGACUCAGCAGCUAUAGAAGGUAUAGUGCUUAGAUCAUGCAAUUAAUUAAUUAGUCUGUGAUGAGAUCAGGGCUUGACUGGAACAUUAGUUACAUUUUAUUACAUUUUACAUUUACGUCAUUUAGCAGACGCUCUUAUCCAGAGCGACUUACAGUUUGUGAAUACAUAUAUAUAUAUAUAUUUUUUUAUACUGGCCCCCCGUGGGAAUCGAACCCACAACCCUGGCGUUGCAAACGCCGUGCUCUAUCAACUGAGCUACAUCCCUGCCGGCCAUUCCCUCCCCUACCCUGGACGGCACAGGGCCAAUUGUGCGCCGCCCAUGAGUCUCCCGGUCGCGGCCGGCUGCGACAGAGCCUGGAUUCGAACCAGGAUCUCUAGUGGCACAGUUAGCACUGCGAUGCAGUGCCUUAGACCACUGCGCCACUCAGGAGACUCAGGAGACUAGUUCUAAGCUGCUCGCAGGAUUUUACCUCAAAUUAAAGUUAUGUGAAUAUUUCUGUUUUGUUAUAGAUGCCAUUACAGCUGUGGGUUCAUUCACUUUGAAAGCCAACGAACUUCUACAGUGAGUUUGCAUGCUUAUUGAUAUGCUAUUAGAUUAGUAUUUUGUUAUUUUAAUAUCACAUUUUCAACCCUGGUGUUUGUUAAACCUCUCCCCCUCAUGUCAUUUCUCACUGUCUGUCUCUUACUCAGAGUGAUUGACAAGAGCAUGAAGAACUUCAAAGCCUUUUUCCGGUGGCUGUAUGUAGGUAAGACCUCACCUUUUUUGGGAGCUUGAGAUAUAGCACCUUUUAGCGACUGAUGGAACAUUUGGUAUAUUUAAAAUAUCAUUGAUUAUUAAAUGCAAGUGUUUUAAUGCAUUUUCCUGCAGCUAUGCUAAGGAUGUCAGAGGACCACGUCCCUCCAGAACUCAAUAAGGUGAGAUUCAGGUUGUGAACGUGAGACAGAGGAAGAGUUGAUCAAAGUAGUGUGAUAAACUGUUCCAUAUGUAAACCGUUGGUAUAAUGUCAAUCUAUCCCAUUGACCUCAGAUGACCCAGAAGGACAUUGCCUUUGUGGCAGACUUCCUGUCUGAGCACUUCAGUGAGGUAAGAUUUAUUGGAUAAAUAGAAUAGCACUUAAUUUCCACAGCUUUUCACAAACUAGCCAAUUACAUGCCCUCUCCUCUGCUCUGACAGAACGAAGAGCUGUUUGACCGGAAAGGGAAGUACUUUAAUGUGGAGCGGGUCGGUCAGGUGAGGGACAAGUGUAGUCUGACUGUGUGUAUUUUAGUGUGUGUGUGAUCAGUGUACAAUGACACACUUUUUGUCCUUUCUUUGCAGUACCUGAAGGAUGAGGAUGAGGAUCUAGUGUCUCCGCCCAACACCAAGGGGAACCAAUGGCUGAAGUUUCUGCAGGAGAGCACACACUUGAAAGGUGAACUAUAACCUUUAUCUCAGAAGAGACAACUAUGCAGGACGUGUGUGGUUAUUAUCAUUCUAAUUAGAUUUGUUUAUUUAAAAAAAUCACCUUUAUUUAACCAGGUAGGCCAGUUGAGAACAAGUUCUCAUUUACAACUGCGACCUGGCCAAGAUAAAGCAAAGCAGUGCGAUUAAAAACAACAACAACACAGAGUUACAUAUGGGAUAAACAAAAUCGUACAGUCAAUAACACAAUAGAAAAUCUAUAUACAGUGUGUGCAAAUGUAGUAAGUUAUGGAGGUAAGGCAAUAAAUAGGCCAUAGUGCAAAAUAAUUACAAUUUAGUAUUAACACUGGAGUGAGAGAUGUGCAAAAUAUGAUGUGCAAAUAGAGAUACUGGGGGUGAAAAUGAGCAAAAUAAAUAACAAUAUGGGGAUGAGGUAGUUGGGUGGGCUAAUUUCAGAUGGGCUGUGUACAGGUGCAGUGAUCGGUAAGGUGCUCUGACAACUGAUACUUAAAGUUAGUGAGGGAGAUAAGAGUCUCCAGCUUCAGAGAUUUUUGCAGUUCGUUCCAGUCAUUGGCAGCAGAGAACUGGAAGGAAUGGCAGCCAAAGGAGGUGUUGGCUUUGGGGAUGACCAGUGAGAUAUACCUGCUGGAGCGUAGACUAUGGGUGGGUGUUGCUAUGGUGACCAAUGAGCUAAGAUAAAGCAGGGAUUUGCCUAGCAGUGAUUUAUAGAUGGCCUGGAGCCAGUGGGUUUGGCGACGAAUAUGUAGUGAGGGCCAGCCAACAAGAGCGUACAGGUCACAGUGGUGGGUAGUAUAUGGGGCUUUGGUGACAAAAUGGAUGGCACUGUGAUAGACUAUAUCCAAUUUGCUGAGUAGAGUGUUGGAGGCUAACCAGACACCUAGGUAUUUGUAGUUGUCCACAUAUUCUAAGUCAGACCCGCCGAGAGUAGUGAUUCUAGUCGGGCGGGCGGGUGCAAGCAACGUUCGAUUGAAGAGCAUGCAUUUAGUUUUACUAGCAUUUAAGAGCAAUUGGAGGCUACGGAAGGAGUGUUGUAUGGCAUUGAAGCUCGUUUCGAGGUUUGUUAACACAGUGUCCAAUGAAGGGCCAGAUGUGUCGUCUGCGUAGAGGUGGAUCUGAGAGUCACCAGCAGCAAGAGCGACAUCAUUGAUAUACACAGAGAAUAGAGUCGGCCCGAGAAUUGAACCCUGUGGCACCCCCAUAGAGACUGCCAGAGGUCCAGACAACAGGCCCUCCGAUUUGACACAUUGAACUCUAUCUGAGAAGUAGUUGGUGAACCAGGCGAGGCAGUCAUUUGAGAAACGAAGGCUAUUUAGUCUGCCAAUAAGAAUGCGGUGAUUGACAGAGUCGAAAGCCUUGGCCAGGUCGAUGAAGACGGCUGCACAGUACUGUCUUUUAUCGAUCACUGUUACUAUAUCGUUUAGGACCUUGAGCGUGGCUGAGGUGCACCCAUGACCAGCUCAGAAACCAGAUUGCAUAGCGGAGAAGGUACGGUGGGAUUCGAAAUGGUCGGUGAUCUGUUUGUUAACUUGGCUUUCACAUACUUUCAAAAAGCAGGGCAGGAUGGAUAUAGGUCUGUAACAGUUUGGAUCUAGAGUGUCACCCCCUUUGAAGAGGGGGAUGACCGCGGCAGCUUUCCAAUCUCUGGGGAUCUCAGACGAUACGAAAGAGAGGUUGAACAGGCUAGUAAUAGGGGUUGCGACAAUUUCGGCGGCUAAUUUUAGAAAGAUUGUCUAGCCCAGCUGAUUUGUAGGGGUCCAGAUUUUGCAGCUCUUUGAGAACAUCAGCUAUCUGAAUUUGGGUGAAGGAGAAGGGGGGGGGGCAUGGGCAAGUUGCAGAGCUGGUGGCCAGGGUAGGGGUAGCCAGGUGGAAAGCAUGGCCAGCCGUAGCAAAAUGCUUGUUAAAAUUCUCGAUUAUCGUAGAUUUAUCAGUGGUGAUAGUGUUUCCUAGCCUCAGUGCAGUGGGCAGCUGGGAGGAGGUGCUCUUAUUCUCCAUGGACUUUACAGUGUCCCAAAACUUUUUGGAGUUAGUGCUACAGGAUGCAAAUUUCUGUUUGAAAAAGCUAGCCUUUGCUUUCCUAACUGAUAUUGGUUCCUGACUUCCCUGAAAAGUUGCAUAUCGCGGGCGCUGUUCGAUGCUAAUGCAGUACGCCACAGGAUGUUUUUGUGCUGGUCAAGGGCAAUCAAGUCUGGGGUGAACCAGGGGCUAUAUCUGUUCUUUUUGAAUGGGGCAUGCUUAUUUAAGAUGGAGAGGAAAGCACUUUUAAAGAACAACCAGGUAUCCUCUACUGACGGAAUGAGGUCAAUAUCCAUCCAGGAUACCCGGGCCAGGUCAAUUAGAAAGGCCUGCUCGCUGAAGUGUUUUCGGGAAUGUUUGACAGUGAUGAGGGGUGGUCGUUUGACCACGGACCCAUUACGGACGCAGGCAAUGAGGCAGUGAUCGCUGAGAUCCUGGUUGAAGAUGGAGGAAGAUUGGUUUGGCAUUGUUUUUCUCUAUUGUUGUGACUGAUCGCCUUACUGAACUGACAUUGUACCUAAUUGAUUGGUUUAUCCAGAGAGCCCGCUCCUCUUCCCUUCGUACCCUCAGAAGUCCCUACACUUUGUGAAGAGGAUGAUGGAGGGGGUGAUUGAGUUGUGUCUACAGAAACCUGCUGUAAGUCUAAAACACAAACACACACACACACACACACACACACACACACACACACACACACAAUGAAACCCAUAUUCAUUUGCCUUUAGAACUGAAGUGUAGACCACUUAAUUUGGUCCCUGGCAUAAGAAGCACUUUGCCAAAGUUUUUCUUACAAAUAAGAAAGUAAUUUGGCCCACACUGCUGUGUGAAACUUGGCUCAGAAUCUGCUGAGUCAUGCAUUCAUAAGACUGCCAGAAGUUCCAGGAAGCUAUAAAUCUAACUCUCCACAACAGAGUUUUCAUCUUGCAGUAUAUCCCUCUCUCCCUCCUCCUUCUCACACACUAGUUUAGUUACCUUGUCCAUCACUUCUCUAUCCUCCUUCUCAACUUUUGUUUUGUUUUCCGGUGGUAAUAGGAUUUCACUGCAGUAACAAGCCACACAUCGCCACCACAGGAGGUUGGUGGGACCUUAAUUGGGGAGAAAGGGCUUGUGGUAAUGACUGAAGCAGAAUUAGUUGAAUGGUAUCAAACACAUGGUUUCCAUGGUUUCCAGGUGUUUGAUGCCAUUCCAUUUGUUCCGUUCCGUCUGUUUAUUAUGAGCCGUUCUCCCUUCAGCAGCCUCCUGUGAUCGCCACAUACAGUGGGGAAAAAAAGUAGUUAGUCAGCCACCAAUUGUGCAAGUUCUCCCACUUAGAAAGAUGAGAGGCCUGUAAUUUUCAUCAUAGGUACACGUCAACUAUGACAGACAAAAUGAGAAAAUAAAAUCCAGAAAAUCACAUAGUAGGAUUUUUUAUGAAUUUAUUUGCAAAUUAUGAUGGAAAAUAAGUAUUUGGUCAAUAACAAAGGUUUCUCAAUACUUUGUUAUAUACCCUUUGUUGGCAAUGACACAGGUCAAAUGUUUUCUGUAAGUCUUCACAAGGUUUUCACACACUGUUGCUGGUAUUUUGGCCCAUUCCUCCAUGCAGAUCUCUAGAGCAGUGAUAUUUUGGGGCUGUCGCUGGGCAACACAGACGUUCAACUCCCUCCAAAGAUGUUCUAUGGGGUUGAGAUCUGGAGACUGGCUAGGCCACUCCAGGACCUUGAAAUGCUUCUUACGAAGCCACUCCUUCGUUGCCUGGGCGGUGUGUUUGGGAUCAUUGUCAUGCUGAAAGACCCAGCCACGUUUCAUCUUCAAUGCCCUUGCUGAUGGAAGGAGGUUUUCACUCAAAAUCUCACGAUACAUGGCCCCAUUCAUUCUUUCCUUUACACGGAUCAGUCGUCCUGGUCCCUUUGCAGAAAAACAGCCCCAAAGCAUGAUGUUUCCACCCCCAUGCUUCACAGUAGGUAUGGUGUUCUUUGGAUGCAACUCAGCAUUCUUUGUCCUCCAAACACGACGAGUUGAGUUUUUACCAAAAAGUUCUAUUUCGGUUUCAUCUGACCAUAUGACAUUCUCCCAAUCCUCUUCUGGAUCAUCCAAAUGCACUCUAGCAAACUUCAGACGGGCCUGGACAUGUACUGGCUUAAGCAGGGGGACACGUCUGACACUGCAGGAUUUGAGUCCCUGGCGGCGUAGUGUGUUACUGAUGGUAGGCUUUGUUACUUUGGUCCCAGCUCUCUGCAGGUCAUUCACUAGGUCCCCCCGUGUGGUUCUGGGAUUUUUGCUCACCGUUCAUGUGAUCAUUUUGACCCCACGGGGUGAGAUCUUGCGUGGAGCCCCAGAUCGAGGGAGAUUAUCAGUGGUCUUGUAUGUCUUCCAUUUCCUAAUAAUUGCUCCCACAGUUGAUUUCUUCAAACCAAGCUGCUUACCUAUUGCAGAUUCAGUCUUCCCAGCCUGGUGCAGGUCUACAAUUUUGUUUCUGGUGUCCUUUGACAGCUCUUUGGUCUUGGCCAUAGUGGAGUUUGGAGUGUGACUGUUUGAGGUUGUGGACAGGUGUCUUUUAUAAUGAUAACAAGUUCAAACAGGUGCCAUUAAUACAGGUAACGAGUGGAGGACAGAGGAGCCUCUUACAGAAGAAGUUACAGGUCUGUGAGAGCCAGAAAUCUUGCUUGUUUGUAGGUGACCAAAUACUUAUUUUCCACCAUAAUUUGCAAAUAAAUUCAUUACAAAUCCUACAAUGUGAUUUUCUGGAUUUUUUUUCAUAGUUGACGUGUACCUAUGAUGAAAAUUACAGGCCUCUCUCAUCUUUUUAAGUGGGAGAACUUGGCCAAUUGGUGGCUGACUAAAUACUUUUUCCCCCCCACUGUACCCAAGGAACACUGUUAGCAUGUUACAGGUUCAUGAAACGGUUAUCUUUCUAAUUCAAUUAGUUUUCCAUGACUAGAUAGCAGUGUUGAGAGAUUACAUAAAUCCAAAAGAAGUCAUAUGAAUUUGAGUCAUGACAUGACACUAGUUGUGUUGAUACUGAUUUGUUCUCUGUUUGUAGGAGGUCAUUGGAAGGUCUGUGAAACAGGCUGUUUGUUUACCUCUCUACACUGUGCCAGAGAGGUAAGGACAUAUUUAUCUUCUCUUCACAAUAACAGUUGUAUUUAAUCAAUUGUGUUUAUUAAUUUGUGGUAUGUUUAUUUGUUUCAUUUUAUUGUUUCUGUCUUUGCAGCUCAGAAAACACUCCAAGGCUUUUUGAACUUCCAUCAUUGUAAGUAACAAAAAAACAUAUUGUCAUUUUUCUCAUAUCACCAAAACACUCUCCUCAUAAUGGUAAUGAAGAUAAUGUAUAUUACCAAGGUUAUUAUUAUGUUAACAUUGAUGCACAUUUUUUAUUGAUGUCCAGGUACAAUGAUAAGAAGACCAAUAUGCACUAUGGAGUGUUCUGCAUGCCAGAGAUUUCACCCUGCAAGCUUUACCUACUGCGGAAGUGUACUGACCCAUGCAGGUACAAUACAACACUGCACCCUAUUUUAAUCUGGUUCAAUCCAGAUUUGCUUUGUCGUUGAUCCCCAAAUAGCUCAAUGUCUAUGCUUUUUUUGUUUGUCUGACUGUUAUAUAUUUUUAUGUCUGUUGUCACAGGCCUGUUCCCAAUGGUCUCAUGGCGAUAGAUCUGAGUAAAGUUCUCUGUCACAGUAAUGAUGAUGCUGCUGCUGGAGUCAGGUGAGUGCCUCUCUUGUCUUCCUCUCUUUGCUAGAAUCCUAAAACUCAAUUACCGCAACCUCUACUAUACAGGCAAAUUAUGGGCUCAUGUAUUGCAUAUUACUUUGCUCUUAUGAUGAUCUGCAAUUGAUUCCCUGUGCGUUUUUAUUAGUGUUAAUGAUUGUUAUAGAACCACGUUGUCUGUGUUUCAGUUCUGACUGUGUGUACAGUUGCCAGGAUGCUCGUUUCUAUGAUGACGAGACAUUGACAGUGGUGCUGCGAGCAUCAGAAGAGGAGGAAAACAGGGGGCGUGUCCUUGCCCAGCUCCCUCUUGGCUCUGCCCUCAGCUGUGAGCAGGAGUUCAACUGGGACCCCAGUCUUAGGUGUGUGUGAUUGAAACACCUGUCUCCCUAACAUGCAAACCUAGUCCUAUAUUCCUAAACCCAAGUAGUGACCUACUCGUAACUGUAACCUACAACUCACCUCAAACCCUCAAUUAUGAUCUACCUGAUUACAAGCUGAAACUCAAGACUUGCACGUAAACACCAACUAUAACCCUAACCUGUAAUUCACCUGUUCUACACUAGAGAUUUACUGUAGGUAUUUGCUGUGUGUCUACUUUAGUUAUCUCCACUGUACUAGUCACCAUGGGUCACCUGUGGUAUCUGUAUUCUCAGAUUGGACCAGCAGAGCGGCACCAUCCCUGUCAAGGGGCUGGUGCUAGAGAACCAGUGGCGAGACUUGGAGAACAUGAAGGCCCAGUUUGUGGCUGUGAAUGGGAUCCGGAAAGUGGCCUGUGUGGUAAGACAAUGGAAAGGGUAUUCCCUUACUAAGGUUUUAUCUGGCUUCACUAAGCAGCGAUGCACCUCAAUGACCAUGUAUUGAACACCAAAACAGUUUGGCCUAACAGUGGUUCAGAAUCUCUGUCUGAGGUCCCUCUGUCUUUUCCCUCUCUCAGCUGAGCUCCAACCUGCGGCACGUCCGUGUGUAUGAGAUGGACGUGGAAGAUGAGGAGGAUGAAGAGCGGCCUGAGUCGCAGAACGCCAGCUCUGACCAGGACGGCCUGGAGGAGAUGCCAGCCAUCCAGGGGGAGGCAGAGGGAGGAGAGACCGAGGGAGGGGGACAAAGUGCUAAGGAGCAACUGGAGUCUGGGGAAGCACUGGAGCUCUCAUAGCAAAACCUUGGCCACGUUCAGUUGCCAAAUGUUCUCGAACGUUGCAGAUAGAAAUGCCAUGAAUAGAGCUGAUGUGAUUCCUUAUUCUACAUGUCAGAGGCGUGUUUCUUCUACAUAGGCAAUUUCUAUCUGAACGUUCUAAAACGUUGCGUCCUGCUGAACGCGCACCUUAUCUAGGCUAGAAUAACAACUCAACAACCCCCCACCCUGUACUUUUGCAGUAAUCAUAAUCAAUGCCACCAUUGCAAAGCCGUCGUCCCCCUCCCAGCACUUUUAUCUCUCACAAAGUAAGAAAUAAAUGUUUUGAUAAGAAAACAGGCUUCUGGUUUAUGUUUUGAUGUGGUUGUUCCCUAUGUCUGUAAGGCAAGUGUAGAUUGGUCUCUAGAUAGAUAAUGUAACAUGGAUCUGAUCCUCACAGAUAAGAGUCAAGAAUUCUGUUUUGAUCAACUAAUGCUUCAGUCAUAAAUGUAGUAUUUUAAGAUGAGAGUUUAACACAAAUUCCUAGAAUACAGUACAAAGAUAAAAUAUUUGAGAUUAUAUCUAAUGACGUUCUACUCAAUAUACUCUUUAAACUAAUUUCCUGUAUCCCCUUCUCCCUCAUACUAGAUCUCAGCCUCUCUCUUUCCCUCUGAUACUGCCCAUACUGUAGCAAUACAUGCUCCACAGUCUCUGUUUCCCGGCAAUAAUCACACAUUCAACCUUCUGUGUCCCACCCUUAAUCUUGUAAAAAUUGCCUCCUCUCUUCUGUCCCUUCCUGCCGUCCUCCCCUCCCCAACUUUCCUCUGUACUUGAAAUAAAUGCCUGCCCUUAGUAUCUCUAUUCCACUGCUCCUGCCAUCUCUGCACCAUCACUGUCCAUAUCAGGCUUUUUGCCUCUGCCUUGCUCAUUGAAUCUACAACAUCAACAUCCCCACUACUAAGUGCUUGUUUAGCCAGUACAUCAACUGCCUCGUUCCCCUCCACAUGGGCUGGGGCCCAAGCAAAUCUUAUCUGUCUAAUCCUGCCAUGGGUUUGUAGCACCUCAUAAAGCAGGUCUUGUCUGCUACGUGAGCUAAAGGACUGGAGACUCAUCAACACUGCACCUGAAUUAGAGCAAAUAACCACUCUGUCUGGCUUGACUUCCUCCACCCACUACAAGGCCAACAGUAUGGCCAUCAGCUCUGCCGUCUAUACAGCCAGAUGAUCUGCAAUACGUUUAUUUAGCCCAUUCAUAGACGCGAACUACCUUACGCGUCUAUUCAUGAAGGUAUCUUCUGGCUGGGGGAGUUUUGUUAAGAGCCUCGACCCUCGUUCUGUACGUUAACACGCAACGCUUGCGGUACGGUUUUGGAAACUUUUUUUUUUUUAAACAAAAGGUUAAAUUACCAGCCAUCUUUAUAGGGUUAAUGUUCCCACACAGCCAUCUCUCCGUGUUAGGGUGUUGUUUACGGAAGACAGAGGCGACCACUUGUGCUAAUUAGCUGUCUAACGUGCUCGAACACCUGUGUAUGCAUAACUUGGGAGGAAAUCAAAUCAGAUUUUAUUUGUCACAUGCGCCGAAUACAACAGGUGUAGCCCUUACUGUGAAAUGCUUACUUACAAGCCCUUAACCAACAAUUCAGUUUUAAGAAAAUAUUGUUAUUAUUUUUAAAAAGUAACACAAAAUAACAAUAAUGAGGCUAUAUACAGGGGGUACCGGUACCGAGUCAGGGGUACAGGUUAGUCGAGGUAAUUUGUACAUGUAGGUAGGGGUAAAGUGAUCUAUGCAUAGAUAAUAAACAGCUAGUAGUAAGCACCCCCUUUAUGGCUUGGGGGUAGAAGCUGUUAAGGAGCCUUUUGGACCUAGACUUGGUGCUCUGGUACCGCUUGCUGUGCUGUAGCAGAGAGAGCAGUCUGUGACUGGAGUUUUUGACAAUAUUUUGGGCCUUCCUCUGAGUACCAGUCAAAAGUUUGGACACACCUACUCAUUCAAUGGUUUUUCUUUAUUUUUACCAUUUUCUACAUUGUAGAAUAAUAGUGAAGACAUCAAAACUAUGAAAUAACACAUAUGGAAUCAUGUAGUAACCAAAAAGAAUUUCAACAAAUCAAAAUAUAUUUGAGAUUUGAGAUUCUUCAAAGUAGCCACCCUUUGCCUUUGACAGUUUUGCACACUCUUGGCAUUCUCUCAACCAGCUUCAUGAGGUAGUCACCUGGAAUGCAUUUCAAUUAACAGGUGUGACUUCUUAAAAGUACAUUUGUGGAAUUUCUUUCCUUCUUAAUGCGUUUGAGACAAUCAGUUGUGUUGUGACAAGGUAGGGGUGGUAUACAGAAGAUAGCCCUAUUUGGUAAAAGACCAAGUCCAUAUUAUGGCAAGAACAGCUCAAAUAAGCAAAGAGAAAUGACAGUCCAUCAUUACUUUAAGAAAUGAAGGUCAGUCAAUGCGGAAAAUGUCAAGAACAGGACAGGACAAUGACCCAAAACACACCUCCAGGCUGUGUAAGGGCUAUUUGACCAAGAAGGAGAGUGAUGGAGUGCUGCAUCAGAUGACCUGGCCUCCACAAUCACCGGACCUCAACCCAAUUGAGAUGGUUUGGGAUGAGUUGGACCGCAGAGUGAAGGAAAAGCAGCCAACAAGUUUUCAGUAUAUGUGGGAACUCCUUCAAGACUGUUGGAAAAGCAUUCCUCAUGAAGCUGAUUGAGAGAAUGCCAAGGGUGUGCAAAGCUGUCAUCAAGGCAAAUGGUGGCUACUUUUGAAGAAUCUCAAAUAAAUAUAUUUUGAUUUGUUGAACACUUUUUUGGUUACUACAUUAUUCCAUAUGUGUUAUUUCAUAGUUUUGAUGUCUUCACUAUUAUUCUACAAUGUAGAAAAUAGUAAAAAAUAAAGAAAAACCCUUGAAUGAGUAGGUGUGUCCAAACUUUUGACUGGUACUGUAGGUCCUGGAAGUUUGGCCCCAGUGAUGUAUUGGGCUGUACGCACUACCCUCUGUAGCACCUUACAGUCGGAUGCCGAGCAGUUGCCAUACCAGGCGGUGAUGCAACCGGUCAGGAUGCUCUUGAUGGUGCAGCUGUAUAACUUUUUGAGGAUCUGGGGACACACUUGUUGGUGAUGUGGACAGCAAGGAAAUUGAAACUCUCGACCCGCUCCACUACAGCCCUGUCGAUGUGAAUGGGGGCGUGUUCGGCCCUCCUUUUCCUGUAGUCCAUGCUCAUCUCCUUUGUCUUGCUCAUGUUGAGGGAGAGGUUGUUGUCCUGGCACCACACUGCCAGGUCUCUGACCUCCUCCCUAUAGGCUGUCUCAUCGUUGUCGGUGAUCUGGCCUACCACCAUUGUAUCAUCAGCAAACUUAAUGAUGGUGUUGGAGUCGUGCUUGGCCACGCAGUCGUGGGUGAACAGGGAGUACAGGAGGGGACUAAUGUAGCGGAAGUGUAGUUGGUCCUGCUACAUACAGUAAGUGUAUUUUUUUUAUUUGAAUACUCACUGAUAUGAAAGAUAAGUACCAUAUGUUUUUGAAAACCAUAUAGCAAGCAAUGAUUAUUGACUUUUCUAAACGAGCGUCGGGAUUGGAGAUCACAUGGUCCCACCAGUUAGCGGUGCUUCUAGCUGAGAACCCUUGGGAUAAUGCUGAAUGCCUUUGUUAAUGCCUUGGGUUCUGGAGAGCAAAGUAAAACUCCUGAAAGUACAUUCUAGAUCCUUGAUAAGCAACGUGUUAGCAGAAGUUAGCUGAUCCUUAACUUAGUAGCAGUUAGCUGAAACCACCAUACUUUCAUUGUACUGUAUUUUAGCUCACAUAGUACUGUAUUUCCAUGCAGUACAGUGUGUGGCAUUAUCGAUACUGUAAGCGCGGGCUUGGUUACGUGCUCAUUACCGAUGUUUCACGUGAUGACGUAGUCUAGCCUUGCCUGUUGGUCUUUCACAGUUGGCGACGGGAACAGCGAAAAUGGCCUCGACCCUGCCGGUGUGUAUGAAUAUUUGGAGAAGAUGACGACGAUGUGCCCUAUAACUUAUUUGAACACCAAAGUGUCUUCAGUAAACACGUAAAUAUUGUUUGGAGUGACUAACAAAUUGUGACUACCAGCGAAAAAGAGGAAACGAAAGACCACACAGCAUCGGCAUUUUCAUUUUGUGUGGCUGGUGGUGGCGCUAACUAACGUUAGCUAUGGAGGAUAUCAACUCAAACAUCAACGCGGACUUGGAGGUGCGGAAGCUGCAGGACUUGGUAAAGAAACUCGAACAACAAAACGAGCAGCUCCGUAGUCGGUCUUCGGCUGGAGCAGUAUCAGGGAACCAUAGACCCCUUAGUGCAGGGUACGACUCGCGCUUAUCAGCCGCCUCAGCGGCGGGGCUGGCCGGCUUCUCUGGGGUGGGGUUCGGCAGAACGGGCUAUGGAGGGCUUUUGGAAAACUCCCGUUGUUUGAGCCCCAGACUGUCAUAUGAUGGCAUCAGUUUCAGGAGAGCAUAUGAUGGCGAGGGGGCAUCGGCUGCCACCUCUUUCACUGGCACCAAUUCCUAUUUUACAGACGCAGGGGAAACACUGGGUUUUAUGGAUGAAGGGGAAACUUCUAUCUUGGAUGAAGUAGAAAUCCUCGAUCUCGAAGACAUGGAUUGUCUUAACGAAGAUGAAGACAGCUGGUGAGUGAUACAACACGAUUACACCAUCUGUAAUUCAAGUAGCUUGAGGGGUCUCGCACAGCAGUGAGAUAACAACAACACGCCCUAAUGCAUUUGGCUACCAGUCAACCAGUGUGCCUGUGCGCCCAUAUAUGUUACACCUCAACAGCCGAGCGCAGCUGUUCCAGACAUUAGCUAUCUACGAUGACAAUCGCUUGGGGAGGGAAAUAAUCCUCGCUGAAAUUGCGGCAUAGGAAUGCACCGCACGGUCAUGUUCUCAAUACAAUAGCCGGCCACAGACACUGAGGUCAUCACACACACCGCAGACAGAUUGUCUGUCGUUCAUUGUUGAUUGGUGAGGGGUGGUGGAUGGAAUGGAAACCAAAUGGAAAGGGGAUCACGUGUGGGAACUGUCAAACCACCCAAUUGACAUUUUAGUCAUUUAGCAGACGCUCUUAUCCAGAGCGACUUACAAUUAGUGAGUGCAUACAUUUUUCAUACUGGCCCCCCUGCACAUUACAUACUCAUCAAUAUUGUAUCAGUGGAACUUGGCAUUCAUUGUACUGUGGUUGUUGUUGCUGUGCUUUAAUUAAUCACAUCCCUUUAUUAUUAGGCCUUAAUCAUAACAUUUGCAUUUUAGCUGUCUUGUUUACUGUCAAAUUAUCACCCACAAACACUAGUGGUCAUCCGUUAUCUCUACAUAAGUAUACAGUAUAUAGUGUGUCUUCAGGGUAAGGGAAGUUCAGUUCAUGUGGCGGCCAGUUGCACUAUUUUGGUAAUAUAUGUUAGACAACUGUCAUGGUAGUGGGAAGAGGGCAGUGUGCACAGUGAAAUUGAAAGUUGUUUACCCAGCUAAAGCCUAUUGGGACAGUGCAAGAGCCACAACCAUGGUUACCUUCUUUGUUAGAAGGAUUCCCAAUACUGACACACACCAGCCACAAUUGUAUGAAAAGAGGUUGAGAGAAAGUAAUUGCCUACUAGACCCAAUGUGAUUAUGACAAUGUUAUAGUAUCCAAAUUGUUGUGACAGCCAGGCCCAGCCACACUGAAUUUCAGGAUCAUGUAUUGUUUGUUGUGCACUGUGCAUUUGUGGGUUAUAGGGUAAGGAUGCUUACACAGAUUCACUUUUAGAAGUGUAGCCUAAUCCUUGAAACUGGAGAUGUUUGAUUGGAUUUGUGAGGCAGCACAAAUCUCACUGCUGAUCCCAACAAUCCCAACUCGAGGAAAUCCCUGAAACGGUUUUAGAGAGUUACAGGGAGAUGAGACCUCACUGUAGAGCUAAUGUGAAAUAAGCCCUGUUUAUAAAUGAGAUGUAGUCUUGUUAUUAGAGCAGUAGUAAGCUUUAGCCUAUAAUGAGGACAGUCAGUGCCCAGCUCUCUCCUCCUCUCAUUCUCUGAGAGAUAGGCCCUUGUCUGCCAUGGUACGGUUACAAGAAUGUUAUUUAUUGGCAUAUAAUUGGCCUCUUGAUGGUAAUGUAAUGGUAAUGGGUUGUGCUUUAGGUCAAGGGUCAGAGGAGGCCAGCUAUAGAAAGGAACAUCACUAAUGAUGGCCAGACUGUCUGGAUCAGUAGAGACUGCUGAGAGGAGGACGGCUCAUAAUAAUGGCUGGAAUGGGGUGAAAUGGAGGGAAUGGAAUUGUAUCAAACAAAUGAAAACCAUGUUUUUGAUACCAUUCCAUUUACUCCAUUCCAGCCAUUAUUAUGAGCCAUUAAUUCCAGCCCUCAGCAGCCACCACUGGUCUGGAUAGUAAUAGUGAAUGGGCCCUGGCAGCCCCUAAACACAUGAUCAGAGCAAAGGAGCCUUUCCCAAGCCUGGCUCAGUGUGUGAGUUUGCUAUGUGAAUGCAUUGGAUACAGAAACGUCUUUGACUACAGUUCAAGAAACUCUUCUAUAUUUGGAUGAGAGAGCCGAGGAAGAAGGACCGAGAAGUUUACUAUGGCCUCUCUGUACCAGUUCCCUAUUGCCCCUCUAACCCAAUCCCCACACACACCUCUCCUCUGGCUGUUUCUCUGGCUGGUGAUAUACACACACACAGGAUUACCCAUAGUACUACUAACUGAGGGCUUGCCAGUCCUGGUCAUAGACUGACUCCCAUAAUCCCUGAAUUAGCAUCAGACUGCUUUUGCAGGGCCAUCUGGUCGGUUUGACGACCGCACAGCACCAUCCUGCUUUUAGGGUUUGAUUCUAAAAUACAGUUAGGAUGAUCCAUCCAUGCAUGUUUACAGGAUAAUUAGGCUUAUAAGCUCUAUGUAAAAGCAUAGCCAUGUGGAUCCACAGCCUUAUUUAGGCCUAAUGUCUAGAGUAGGCCCAAUAGGCCUACAAAUCUGGUUGAACUUUGAUUCUUGAAAUGUUAUGGUGAAAACCUCUGUGGCGUACUUUUAGUUGCCUAAAGAAUGUACACAAUAUGUAGACUAGGCCUACAUCUUUCUAAUAGUAGGCCUUGGUGUUAGUGUCCAGUGGAUAUCUGAGGGCUCUCAUGUGAGAUGUUCUCUGUGGCUGAGACAGAGCUGACAGUUGCUGACUCAAAUUCCUCUUCCUGUUAUAGGCACUUUCUCAAAGUAUAAGGCCUAAGUAUCAGCCAUAGCAGCUGUGAUGAGAUAUAGGCCUAAGCAGGUUAUAACACUCACCAAACCUGUAUCAUCAACCAUCAUGUAUCAUCAGAUAAGAUAAGAGGAUGUGUUGUAUUUUUACAUUUACAUCAUUUAGCAGACGCUCUUAUCCAGAGCGACUUACAAAUUGGUGUAUUCACCUUAUGAUAGCCAGUGGGACAACCACUUUAAUUUUUUGGGGGGAGGGGUAGAAGGAUUACUUUUAUACUAUUCCAGGUAUUCCUUAAAGAGGUAGGGUUUCAAGUGUCUCUGGAAGGUGGUCAGUGACUCCGCUGUCCUGGUGUCGUGGGGGAGCUUGUUCCACCAUUGGGGUGCCAGAGCAGCGAAUAGCUUUGACUCGGCUGAGCGGAAACUAUGCUUCCGUAGAGGUAGGGGAGCUAGCAGGCCAGAGGUGGAUGAACGUAUUGCUCUCGUUUGGGUGUAGGGACUGAUCAGAGCCUGAAGGUAAGGAGGUGCUGUUCCCCUCACAGCUCCGUAGGCAAGCACCAUGGUCUUGUAGUAGAUGCGAGCCUCAACUGGAAGCCAGUGGAGUGUGCGGAGGAGCGGGUGACAUGAGAGAACUUGGGAAGGUUGAACACCAGACGGGCUGCAGCGUUCUGGAUAAGUUGUAGGGGUUUAAUGGCACAAGCAGGGAGCCCAGCCAACAGCGAGUUGCAGUAAUCCAGACGGGAGAUGACAAGUGCCUGGAUUAGGACCUGUGCCGCUUUCUGUGUGAGGUAGGGUCGUACUCUGCGAAUGUUGUAGAGCAUGAACCUGCAGGAUCAGGUCACUGCUUUGAUGUUAGCGGAGAACGACGGUGUUGUCCAGGGUCAUGCCAAGGUUCUUUGCACUCUGGGAGGAGGACACAAUGGAGUUGUCAACCGUGAUGGUGAGAUCAUGGAGCGGGCAGUCCUUCCCCGGGAGGAAGAGCAGCUCCGUCUUGCCGAGGUUCAGCUUGAGGUGGUGAUCCGACAUCCACACUGAUAUGUCUGCCAGACAUGCAGAGAUGCGAUUCUCCACCUGUGCCAUGCCCAUUGAUGUGUGUGUGUGUGUGUUAAAUGAAUGUGUUGUGUUUCUUCAGGCUGUAUGAGGCGAAGCUCAACAGCCCAUUGCAGAAAGCCUUGAGUCCCAUUGUGUGGUGUCGCCAGGCCCUGGACAAUCCCAGUCCUGACAUGGAGUCAGCCAAGCGCUCCCUCAUCCACAGACUGGACGUCACCAUGUCAGGUACUGUCACCACGCUUCUCUACUCUCUUCUCCCCUCUGUCUCCUCUUUUCUCUACACAAGCAUACACACAUCUAGGACAAAUAUGCUUUUGUUUUGUAGUAGGCAUAUGUGCUGUAUGAAAGUAUUUUCAGCAUUAUCAUGGCCUGUAUGAGUGUGUGUCUAUCUGUUUCCCUCUGCGUAUUAUGACAGAUAAUAACAGACAAUCCCCUCAAUCAGGACACCAAGGCUCCAAAUCUUCCCGGCUAAAGUGAGAUAGUCCAGUUCCAUUUUUAAAGAGGUAUGCUCAUGUGACGCCCAUAUCGUAUUGAGCAACAUUUUGCUGAAGGUCGCUAUCCCUAAACCGGUGUGUUCUCAGUAACGGUCACUGAUCACGUGGCACUAGAAGUUACGCAACACAUAAGGCUGGCACAAUUAUCGUAUUCAACUUCAAUAGCAGUUUUUCAUUUUUACAUGAUGUGGGUAAAGUUGGUAAUCAUGGUACGAGCAGAACGGCACGGUCGGGAGGAGAAGCUUCAUUUCCAAAGGUUGUCAGCGGUCACAGGGGGGUCACAGGGUUCACCAAAACUGUAUUGUAUUCAUUAUGUCGUAGCUAAUUUACAAAAAUGCAUUACAAGCUCAAAAAAAUAUUAUACAAAAAUUACAAUUAAUAAUUACCCAAAAUUCCAUAAUCGUUACAGCCCUAGCAACACUCCAGUCACAUACCCCUGGGCGGACAGACAGACAGACUGCACCCUCAUGGGGUACCUGUCCUGUCAUCCAGAGUCAACACCUGACGUGUUCUCCUCACAUCCCUUCCUGUGGAUUUAUGUGCAUCACACACUGAAGUUAAAUUCAGACUAUAUUGGAAGAGACUGGGCUCUGGUGGGUGACAACAUACUAAAUGGGUAUUACUAUUCACAGGAGCAAUGGAGGGAGGGGGAGAAUGGGUGGUGGUGAUAUCAUUGUACUAGGUUAGGAGAGGAUUAUGUCAUCCAUAAAAUAUGGACAUGACCUAAUGCUUCAAGUCACUACUGUGCCUCCCCAUCUCUACCUCACUCUAAGGACAAAGGGAAGUUCUACAGAUCAACUGGUUGAUAUAUUAUUUAGGUGUGCGUUAACAAGCAGAAAACAGUAGUGCAGGCUAUAGGGCUGCAACUAAGGGUUCCGGAAGUGGAUUCUCAAUCCUUGUAACUCGUGGUGAUAUCAAAUAUUAGCGUAAUUACUGUGCAACGUAGACGCUCUAUUUUCUACCGAGAUUGCAAAACAAUUUGUAUGUUGAUGUAGUGCCCAUUAGUUAUGAAUGUUUCAACCUCUGUGUUGAGAAAUCGUGUUUUUACCGUCAGUUUCUGUUUCAAAGAGCACCAAAACCUACACUAACCAUGGGCCUUGCAGUCUGUAUUGUCCAAUCAAAGAGCAGGUACAAGUCACAUGAUCUGUUAGCGAACACAUGAUGUGCCGCAAGGCUCAACUUCUCCUCUGUUUUGGUGCCCUGGCUACCACACUGAACAGCGUGAAGCAAACCCGUGCACAUGCGCAAAUACUGUGUGAGAGCGAAGUUUUGCACCUCGCUCAUCUCAAUCUCUGCAGUGCUGCUCGUGGCAACAUCAUUUUCUACCUUUAACAAAGGGUUCAAGGACCCACCUGGUGACUGGCUUCUAACUGCCUAUACCUGAGGGGAGGAGAGGUAGGCAGCUGUCAGACAUGACUGCACGUCAACCACAUGACAAGCAGAGCGGGCCUAGGCGUGUACUAUUCUUCUUGUGUGGUUGUACUGUAUGUGGGCUCCUCAGUGACACCCUUUCUGUCACACGCCUCUCUCUCUACCAUGGCGUCCUGUGAGGAUUGUGUUUGUUCUGGUGAAGGAAUUUCACAGAGCAGGGCAUCGCGUCUGGCUCAUGACUAAUGGAAAACACAGCUUGGUCAUAGAUUUGGACCACAUCAUAAGAUUAUAUUCAAUGCUUUGAAAUGCUUUAUGGAAAAUCCUUUCCAAGGUUUGAGCCUUCAAUGUCCCUGUGAAACAACCAAACUGUUGGUUGGAAGGCCCAGGGCGAUCGCUGGCUUUCUGAAAUGUGAAUGUGUUUUUGUUUUAGUUUGUCCAUGGUAACCAAGCCUGUGUUUUUAGACUCCCUGUGAAAUGUAAACAAUGCGAUCCCUAAAAUGCCAUGCCCCAGUUAUAUAACAAACUGGAAGCAGGGAGGAAGAGUCUUUUUUCUUCUUCUCCGGGAUAGUCGAUUUAAAUAAAUGUAUUAGACACUCUCUAGUUUCAUUAGUGAGUGAAAUUCAGCAAAACUACAUUCUGGUCAUUGUUAUAACAUUAUACAACUGAAAGCAUAGCAGGAAAUGAAGCAUGGACCAGGAAGGGACUCUCCGGCCAGUACCAGACCUGUAAUGCUGGGCUAGAUUAUGAAUGUAGUCUUCUGAACAGUGCUUUGACAACUGUCCACAGAUUCCAUCCAGUUCUUCUCUAUAGCAGAAAGUCAGUCCCUAACCCGAGGCUGAUAGCUGGCCUAUCCAACCAUGCUCAACCCUAACAUGUAUCUACUGUUUCAGUACUUAAGAUAUAAUGGAUUGGAUAUUCCCGCCUUCUCUAGGUCAUGUUCUUUCACUUGUUAAUCCCUCCCCUGAUUUAUUUAUUUCUCUCCCUAAACCACACAAUUCUGUUGCCCGCUCCUCAUGUGAAAUGCUCAGAGCUUGUCCACCUACUUUUGGCCAUGUAGUGUAGUUGUUCCAGUCUGUCUCAAGAACCUUUUUCUUUUUCACUUUAAGGAGGCUUCAAUGCCAAGUCUUGUUUACAUUUUCUUUGUCCAUCUUAGCUGUUUAAUUAGACCAAACAAUCCUUGCGUCUGCCUUUCCUUUUUGUCUGUCUGUUGGUCACAGACUUUAUGCUGUCUAAGCUAAUUCCAGUGGAAACUGGAGGUUCUGCAGUCAAACCAUCAGCUGGGAAAGAGCUUUUAUUACCGCUAGUCUCUUGGCUAAAAAUGAAUGGAAAUAGUGGUUAUUAGGGCUGGGAAUUGCCAGGGACCUCGCGAUACGAUAUUAUCACGAUGCUUAGGUACCAAUUGCUAUUCGAUGUUCCACACAUAUUACUCACCAUGUGUCUGUUGCAGAUGGACAAGAAGAGAGCUAUGAGAAAACGAGUUUUGAUCAGUCAGGGAAAUAAAAGUGCUGAAAACAAAAAAUUGUCUCCCUAUUUUAAAAAGAUGAAGAACAAUCUAAGAAGGAAAAAUACGGAGUUUUGGUGCAAGUACAGCCAACUAGCGCAAAAUAAUAUCCCGAUCUGUAACUAUCGAUUUCCCCCCCCCCCCCCAUCACUAGUGGUUAUACUCUUGAAUAGCUUUCCUGGAUUUCCUCAACUUCGUAAUGUUAAGGGGUUUUAGCAUGGAGGGAGCAAGUGUAAAAUGUUGAGUAAGCACCUCCAUAUGAGUAAACACCUCCGAAUGAACGCAAUAUAAAUGUACGCCAUUAUUUAGGCCUAAUGCAGAUUUCUGGGAGUUUUUUGUUGUUGUAUGGUUUGUUUUACUACACCGCAUUUUAGGACAACACUAUUUGAAUUGGUCCCUGUGCUGCAGAUCCCUGCUGAGAGAGACCCAGCAGUCUGACUGUAGGCUGUCUGUUACUCCUACUGAUUUACUGUUCCAUCUAAUCACCUCCUAGCCCUUAAAUCAUUCACCCCUGGUUAGCCUGGCACCAUUGGAUACAUGGGGGAACAUCUCUGAAUGCACCCUCUGAAACUCUGUCCUUUCCUUGUGGUUUGUAACUGCAGUAAUCUCCCUAUUGGGACCACUCAGGUAUGUCUGUCUCCAGAGGUUGACCCCAACAAUGCGUUGCUAGGGGUUAUGUUCUGGGUCAGAGCUGACACAGACCCAUGGAGGUGCAACUCAGAGGCUAGUAGCUCACUGUGUUAGAUCCCUAUCAGCUGUCUCUGUCUCUGAGGACCUAUAUCCUGUAGGACUAUACGUAUACUGUUGAUCAUUCCAUAACACAACGCAACUGUUGGACAUAUCUGAGCUAUACAUUUCUCUACCAGCACUAGGAGUUUGGACAUAAUCUGGACUACAGACACCUUUGUCUCUGGUUAGGUCACUGUUUUAGAUAGGUUAGACAUUUAUCAUGAGCUUAUCUGGGAAUCUACAGAUGACAGUGGCUGAUCUCUAAGGAAGUGAGUUGAGUGGACAUGUUAUUUCCUAAAUAAUGCAGUAGGACAGUGCAGAGCAUGAGAAGCGGAGGAGAUGGAGGGAGGAAGGGAGAGAGUGAGAGGAAAGGAGGGGAUUUGUUGCUUUUUGUGCCAUUGCUCUGUCUGCGUGCUACGUGUUGCUUGUUCUAUGUUGCUCUGCAUGUGUUCACUGCUCAUUGUUUGUCUCUAUUGUUAUUGGAAUAGUUUUUAAUAACCUGCCCAGGGACUGUGGUUGAAAAUUAGCCGGCUGGCUAAAACCGGCACUUUUACUGAAACGUUGAUUAAUGUGCACUGUCCCUGUAAAAAUAAAAAUAAACUCAGAAAGGGAGGCGGAAAGGAGAGCGAGUUGAUCAUAAAAAGGCUACUUUCCAGUCACCACCCAGCUGUGUAAACACAUCUAGACAGGGAGAGAGGGAUGAGCAAACGAGUGGCCCUGGAGAUCGGAGUGUAUGCAGCACUGCAGGCUGAGCUGAGCCGAACGGGGCUGCAGUUCAACAGUAAUGGCUACUGGCUAAUGCGUUAUAUACCUGUCAGAGCAGCCAGCCAGGCCUGGUCUAAUGACUCAGCUAAGGGAGGGUCCAUGGUGAGUCUGCCUCCCUGGGACUGACUGGCUGGCUGGCUGACUGAGUCUCUGUGGAGAGCUGGAUGGAUAUCACAGUGCUGCAUUGUGCUGCUCUCACUGUGUACUAGUGAGUGAAUAGGCCGUAUUGUUAACUCUUUCUCCAGUCCAUGAUAAAGACACCCACGCCUGCCAUAUGCUUUAAGUGACUCUAGAAUGUGGACCACUGCCAACACACUACAGAGAAGAGGACUCAGAGAGAACAUGUGUGUGACUGUGUACUGUGCACAUUAGUGUUUGUGUCAGUGGUUGGUAUAAUGCAGCUUGUGAGGGGGCAACCGGUAAUGCCUGCAAUGACUUCCCAUGUAAGACAUUAUCUCAGUGAAUGAUUGGUUAUUACGAUGUAGCUUGCUGGCUGUACAACAAUCCCUUAAGUGAUGUAGAUAUAGGCUUUAUCACAGUAUGUUUAUGGCUAUUCUUAUUUAUGUAUUAUUUGUAUUGUAUUUGCGAGACAUUCUACUGCACUGUUGGAGCUAGUAACAUAAGCAUUUUGCUGCACCAGCCAUAACACCUGCAAAUCUGUGUACGCGACCAAUAAACUUUGAUUUGAAUUCUCUUCUCUCCACAGCAAACAAGCGUAGGAGCCUGUAUGGAAGUCCCUACAGUCCCCAGGUGAACUACGGAAGCCCAUACUGCACAAACACAGCUAACAGCCCCUACAGUAGUGGCUUCAACUCCCCCUCCUCCACCCCCAGCAGGGUUCCCCUCGUCAGACAGCAGCUGAUGCCCCCCGUCAACCAAGGUACUGUACACUGGCAUAUAAAGCCUGUCUUUAACUCUCCUUCCGUGGCCCUCUCUCUUUCUCUUUAUGUUAAAACAUAAACUUCAAUUUGGUUUAGAUAUACAGGGUUGUGCUUGUUUGUUUUCUAUAUAUGUGUGUGUGUGUGUGUGUUGGACCAGUAUGAAGACUAUGUGUGUGUCCCAGCAGCUCACCCGCAGCAGCGUGGUGGCUCAGUAGAGAGAGAAAGGAACCCGCCGGCGGUCAGCCCUCAGUCUUCAAUAGACAGUGAGCUGAGCACCUCAGAGAUGGACGAGGACUCUGUAGGAUCCUCCACCACAUACAAACUCAACGAUGUCACUGAUGUACAAAUCCUGGCUCGCAUGCAGGAGGAGAGUACGUACCAUCUUCUAACUCGUUGUCUGUUUGUCCACAGAAACCAUUUACCCACCUGUCAGAGAUGCUGAGUGUUUAUACUGUACAAGCGGUGUAUGUUCUGACCGUCUGUGUGUUUGUUUCCAGGUCUUCGACAGGACUAUGCAGCCACAGCGUCCAGACGUAGCUCUGGUUCGUCCUGCCACUCUCUGAGACGCAGCACCUUCAGUGACCAGGAGCUGGACGCCCACAGUCUAGAGGACGAUGAAGAGGCUGUACACCCCGCCUUUCACCUCCCCUCAAACCGCUUCUCCCCCUCCCCCAGACACUCCCCUCACGCCUCCCCCAGAAACUCUCCCCGCUCCCGAUCCCCCGCACGCUCCCUGGAGUACAGCCGAGGCUCCCCGCAGCCAAUCAUCAGCCGGCUGCAGGCACCACGUCACUCCCUGCAAAACCACGCCCCCCAAGACCUGCAGACCAACGUGGUGAAGAACGAAGGUAAGCAGAUAUACUGGCUCACUACACCUCAGGACUACCUCCUGACGAUUGAGAGACUAGAGGGGAAAUGGUUUUGUGUUGGGGUUAGUUCAUAGUUAUCUGAAGGACGAAUUGUAUGAUUAAAUGAUUUAUUCUGAUUCAAAUUAGGACCACUGCUGGUCAAAGGUCAUGUGUAAUUCUGGGCCAUUGUGUUGUUGUUCAGUCCUGUUUUCAGUUGUUUUCCUUUGUUGUGGUGUUUGUAGAGAAGCUGAGGCGUAGUCUUCCUAACCUGACCCGCUCCAACAUAGCCCAGCAGGGCCCAGAGCCCGUCAAGAACAGCAGGAGCUUUGAGUCCAACCUGCAAGUGCCAAACGGAGGCUCACCCAGACACCAGGCAGUCAGUCAGUCUGCCAGUGAGUACUACACAAUGUUCAUCAUAUCGCGUGUUCACUCAGUAAUAGCAAUCCGAGACACUCUGUCAUUUUCAGAUUAUUCUCUCUUGUAUAUUGACAAAUACCAUUUUUGUUUCUCAAACAUAUUCAACAUCAGUAAUGUUCUGAAAGGAGUAAUGUUCUAGUUUAGUGAUGUUCUAGCUAGUCAGUGUAGUGGGUAUACCAUGCAUCCAUCUCAGGCUCCUCCUUAUUAAACCUCUAUUGCUUUGAUGGUUUGGGAUUCUGUUUGAUUUAUUUCACUAUUUGAAUCAUUUCUCCUUCCGUGCACUCUUCUCCUUAUUAUCCAAAUCAAUUAGAAUCCAGAUUUAAAAGUAGUUUAUUGUGAGGAUUGAGAAUGCAGAGAGAACUGAAUAAAACACUACAUUCUCAUAGUUAAAACCCCUGUCUAAUCACAGAGUGGCCGUUUACUAUAACCCUAGAAUAAGAGAGAAACCCACAGUGAAUCAGUGAUACUAGUUUUAAUCCAUACAACUAAUCCCCACUCAGACACCUGAAGGAGACAAGGCUGCUGAUCAAAGAACGUGUAAUCUGUAUCAGUUCAUCUGUUAGUUAAACAGCUUUAUACACUGAUAAUCGAGUGUGUAUAAGUGAAGCGGGCAUGAAUGAGCUUGAAUAGGAACACUUUUUUGUUGUUGUGUGUAUGUGCAAUAUACAUAUGUUCUGUACUAUCCUGUACUAUAAUCACUGUUGUAUUGUUUCGCUCUUGACACUGGCUGAUAAUAGGGGUCGUCUCCUUUACUUCUCAGGGCUUCUUCUGGCUGUGGUGUGCAUUAUGACAUCACUAUCCCUGCCUCUCUUUAUCUGACUGCAGAGCAUGUAUGACAUCACUAUCCCUGCCUCUCUCUAUCUGACUGCAGAGCAUGUGCUGCCUUUCACCCAACCCUCUCUUUCUGCUAAGGCACUGGCUGGGGUUUGGCCUAGUGUUGGCCUAGCUUGACUCUGGCAGUACUUUACCCCUGGCAGUCUCUCUCUCUCUCUUUCUUUCUCUGGACUGUGAAUGUCUGGCUGCACUGCAGCACCCCCUAGUGUUUCAGGCUGCUCUUUUACCUUUGCCUGAGAAUGACACUCAGUGAUUUUACAGUGGCUGAACUGCCUCACUGGCACACCCAUCCUUCCCCUUCGGCUGCCUGGCUCAGCCCUAUCAUCUCCUCUCCCUGGUCUAGUAACCGUAACAGUACAGCAGGUCCGAGUAAGGGCUGACUCUGUCUCUCCCCAACUGUCAUCUCCAUUUCUCCCAGUAGCCCAGCACUCCUCCACUCCACUCCACUCUCGGUACUCGACUCCCCCUCGCUCCUCCCAAACAGGAAUUCCCCCUCGAUCCUUACAGUCCCCGAAACCCAAACAGCACCUCCAAAGCCCUUCUUCCCUCCGAGGUAACAGCCUGCCGGUGCCUGGGAUCAUCCACCUUACGAGUUAAGGGUCCCUACAUACACACACAUCCUCAGUCAUACACACAUGACCACAUUCUUUACCAAACCUAAAGCGUUUUGUGUUUUACUGUGACUGGUUGGCUGUGUGCCUGCCUGUGUGACGUACCUGCAUGCACUCCACCAAUUAUAAAGUGCCAGAAAAUUUGGUCUCCAGAUUUACAAGCCAAGUAAUGGUUUUCUGGGAUGGUCAAGGUAGGCAUCUUCUGGGAUGGUUGGCAGUCUGGAACUGAAAGUUGAAGUGUCUCCAUGGUGUUCCUGUUGGGUGCACCUGCUGGGUUUUGUCUGGAACAGAGAAGUCAUUUAUCUCCCCUAGUGGUGAUGGGGAGAACCUGCUGAGAAACCCUGUGGUUCUGGAAUGCCUUUGGGCUCACAGACCUCAAGGCUGUUUCAGAUUAAUAUCAGUUUCUGAUAGCACUGCUGAUGUGGUUGACCACACUGCACUCACUACUCCUGACCUCUUCUUGGUAAUGGUUGCGGAUUGGUUUGUAUUAGUAGCUAGUUAGUAUGCUAUUUACUGUUAUGGGAACGUAUAGGCUCUAGAAGACUUCUUAGUCUAGAGUUCUUUUUCCAUCCAUGUCAUCUAUUGCACUUUCUCCUGCUGUUCUGAAUGAAGUCAAAUCUCUCCUGUCUUUGUUUAGUCCAUCUUUCCUGUUGCUUUGGAGAAGAAGGUGAUUUCAGUGAGUAUUCACUGCUCAUGCUCCCAACUUUUAUAUAUUGUGAUUGUGGUUUCAUGAUGUGUUAAUGUUGUGGCAUUAUCUGUGCCCUCCCCAUCACUAGAGGGCAUGUGUGCCUCAUCCAUCCUACACAUGAACUAUUAUAGUGGGACUUUGUCGUUUGUGUAAAGACUUAAUACAAGGCCUCUUAUAUUCAUUCAUUGUUUCCUUGGUUUCAUGCGUCUUGUGAUUUCAUGCAAAAUUCCAUUAUACAGAUGGAAUAGAGAAUGACACUUCACUAUACCCACAACAGAGAUCUACAUCAUUCUCAGUGUUUCACCACUGAGCAAUUAACAACAACAAUGAUCUGAGGCACAUAUGAUACAAAAACAAUAUGUAUGAGAAAUAACAUGUGUAUAGACCAUUAUCUAAUAUGCAUUCAUUUAUUUAAAGACUUCUUCUGAAUGCAUAUUAGAUAAUGGUCUAUACACAUGUUAUUUCUCAUACAUAUUGUUUUUGUAUCAUAUGUGCCUCAGAUCAUUGUUGUUGUUAAUUGCUGUGGUGAAACACUGAGAAUGAUGUAGAUCUCUGUUGUGGGUAUAGUGAAGUGUCAUUCUCUAUUCCAUCUGUUCAUAAUAUAGUGUACUGUACUGACCCGUCUUCUACCCGUCCAGUCCCUUCUCCCAGUAAGCUGCGAACCCCGGCCACUCCGUCUCCCCUGGCCCUGAGGCAGCCUGUGAAGGCCACGUCUACCCCUGGCUCUGGAGCCUCUACCCCCACACGCUCCCUGGGCCCAGCACGCAGCGGCCUUCCCCGGCCCAGUGCAGGAGGGGGUGGAGGAGGAGGCAGCAUCCCCGUGCCUCGCAGCAAACUGGCCCAGCCAGUACGCAGGUAGGUACGCACAUUACACACAGCUUCAAAGCAAGUUUAGUUGUCAUGUCAGUUGAUUACAGGUGUAUCAGACCUUUUUAGUCUUGCCUAAUGCCUCACAGAACUAAUCUGUUUCUCUGGCUCUUCUCUUCCUCAGGUCUCUACCUGCCCCUCGGACCUACAAUGGUGGAAGGGAAGGGGAGAACUGGAGAGAGGGCUGCUACUGAGGCUGGCCUGGUCAGCAGGGGGGAUCAGCACAAAGAGGCAGACAAACAUUACAAUGCGGCACUUUAUCAACCAAGAUUACUUUUACCAUGAAUCAAGGAAGAAACUAUAUCAAAAGACACAAAGUCAAAUUCGUCUUACUAUCAUGAGGAACAUGAUCUGAACAUGGUGUGUGUCUGUGCGGAGAGGAUCUGAAGUGGCCAGGCAGGGCUGACAGGCAGAAGCCUAUAGAGAAUGCCAAAGAAACCAGCCAAGCUCCAGCAUCCCGGCGCCACCAGAGGGCACUUUUAUCUGCCUCAGUGUGUCUGUUCAGCAAUCAGUCAAUAAAUCUUCACACAAUGCUUCUCUCCUUCUCCUCUCCUUCCCUCGUCUCCCUCUAUUUUUUCACCUCCCUCAGGUUGAAGUGUUUGUACACAUUUCUCUUUUUGCAGUCUGUUCUCAACAGAUGCCUUUGUCAGAGAUCUCUAUGAUGAUGCUGUGCAGGUAAAAUGUUCCCUUAAUGUUAAAGAAUUGUGAACGUUUUACGAAGUGUUGUCAAAAAUCAUAGUUUUUUCCUCUUGUGAAUCAACUAGAAUGUAUUGAAAGGUUUGUGACAUUAUUUAUUCAAAUCAUUAUUUAAAGAGUUCAUUUUCCAAAUAUCCAUAUUCAGUAUUUGUUUUCUAUUGAUUUGAAUCAUUAAAAAAAAAAUGUUUAUUUUAUUUUGAACCUCUACUGCAAAGCUAAUUCUCCAAAGUAUUUUUAGAUGGUUUCAUAACAGGACAUUUGAGUGUUGAUGUUUUUAUGUUGAGAACACACAUGUAACUGGUAGAAACAGGCUAAAGCCCCACCCCAGACCUAACCAUAACUAUGGUUUAACCUGUAUCGACUAUCACAUCUGUUCCAGGGCUGGCUAGUCAUGUUGAGCUGCGCAGUCGUCACAAUCUCAAUCCAGAUCUACUUCUGGUUUGGUUAGUUAGUUCCAUCUGCUUUCCACCAUUAGAUUAAUAUGCAGUUGCAACAUCCAGACAGUAUAGUCAGAGACAUGUAAUCCCUCUAAAACAUAUGUAAAAUCCAGCCCUUGUAGCCAUGAGAUACGAGCAUGCAGCAAAGGCUUGAUGUAGUUAAUUUAAAACCUGCAACAAUAUUGUCAGUGUAUGUUAUGUCAAGACAGGGAAUAAAUGAUCCUGACAAAUAAGAUUAUAAUGGAAAAGUUCAAUAGGUCAGUGGCCAUUGCCACUUGUGCUUUAAAAUAAAUCAAAGAGGAGUGCCGAGAUUCAUAGGGAUGGUAUUAGUGUGCCAUAAAUUAAUGAACUAGUGCCUAUUAAUUUCAAGUUUCACUUUAUUUUGAAUGUGCUUUUUAUUUGUUCAUUUAUCAUUAUGUGCCAAUGUCAUGGUUUGCUAAUAUAAGUUGUCUUUGCAUUUCUGCUUGAUUUUGUUUGGGCUAAUAUACUUUUGUUAAUUUUGUAAUUGUAUCAACAAUACAUUUAUAAUUGAUUUUGGAAAAAGUAUAUGCCCCUUGAUAUAACUAAUUACUCUCAUUCUUUAAAUGAAACUAUUUAUUUAAGAGAGAGGUGCCUCUGUAUGUCAAGGUUUGGAUUUAGUGGAAAGCUUGGGCUAUUGUUGCGAAGACAUGCCACACCAUUUUGUGUGAUUAGUUUUUCUUAAUGAUUUUUUUUUUAUAUCCACCUAAAUGACAUUCAG
Coregonus sp. 'balchen' is the source of this 34907-nucleotide messenger RNA. The record is from the annotation of a GenBank genome assembly. Lineage: Eukaryota; Metazoa; Chordata; Actinopteri; Salmoniformes; Salmonidae.